Messenger RNA from Arvicanthis niloticus (Nile rat), 1697 nucleotides. RefSeq names its product epithelial mitogen (gene Epgn). The record is from RefSeq and is a predicted model, not a curated record. Lineage: Eukaryota; Metazoa; Chordata; Mammalia; Rodentia; Muridae. Gene Ontology annotation, biological process: positive regulation of cell population proliferation; epidermal growth factor receptor signaling pathway; positive regulation of mitotic nuclear division. Gene Ontology annotation, molecular function: epidermal growth factor receptor binding; growth factor activity.
CCUCCACCCUUCCGUCUAGGAGGACCAGGGAAAGAACUUCAGCAGCUGCAGGAUAUGGCUCUGGGAGUUCUGAUAGCAGUCUGCCUCCUGUUCAAAGCAAUGAAGGCAGUGCUGAGCGAAGAAGCACAGGCGACCCCUCCUAGCACAGCGCAGCAGAGCAACUGGACUUUUAACAACACAGAAGUUGACUACAUAGAAGAACCCAUAGCUCUGAAGUUCUCCCAUCCUUGUCUGGAAGACCACAAUAGUUACUGCAUUAACGGAGCUUGCGCGUUUCACCAUGAGCUGAAGAAAGCCAUUUGCAGAUGCUUUACUGGUUAUACAGGAGAACGGUGUGAGCAUUUGACCUUAACUUCAUAUGCUGUGGAUUCUUAUGAAAAAUACAUUGCGAUUGGGAUUGGUGUUGGAUUGUUGAUCAGUGCUUUUCUUGCUGUCUUCUAUUGCUACAUAAGAAAAAGGUGUUUAAAUAUGAAAUCACCCUAUAUCAUCUGCUCUGGAGGGAGUCCACUGUGAGACCUUCUAAGACAUAGUCAGCAAGCCAUCUGUCAAAAGCAACAGAGACUCCAUGGAGAUCUUGGAUGAUACUAAAUGUGACAAGCUGACUUGAAAAUAAUUCAGUGAUUGACCAUUGUUCUUAGCUUUGGCCAUCUUUGGGUGCCAUGGAUGCUAUGUGAAUGGCCUACAGUAAUAGAAGCCAAGCUCACUACCCUUCUUUGGGUUUGCUCUUGGUUGUUUGUUGCCACUGCAGGAAGAUUUCUUCCAUGCUUCUGACCAUCUCAGAUGUGACUUUUCAUUUUAAUUGUUGUCUACCACAUAUCAAGUCAAAGUAAUGCCAUUUCUAGGUUUUUCAGGUACUCAACAUUUUGAGCCACCUGUCUCGAUGGACCUAAUCACAAACCAUCUGUCCUCAUGGGAUUUCAGGGAAUUUAGUAUCAACUUUUAGAUAUCAAGUGAGCUAAAGAUGCAUUAAACCUAAACCACUAAAAGAAAAGUGGAGUGUCCAAGGCAAGCAUAAAUCAUACCCAGCUGUGACAACAGUUUGCAAACUUCAUCUCUAUAGUUCAGAAAAAGCAGGUGAAUUCCUGAGGACUGAAAGAUGCCUGGACAGCAAGUUCAGAGCAGGCAAAGCAGCUGCUCCUAUAUGGAUUAUAAAGCCUGUGUUGGUUCAUCUGUCCUCUGGGGCCUUUACUCAUCAUCUCAGCCUUUCAUUGGAAGACUGGCAGUUGGGAUCCAUCACUUGAACUGAAGUCCUAGAAUUCACCUAAAGACUAAAAGCCUACAAUUGUUCCCCAGAUGGAAACUGACAACUAGAUAUAGGAACAACAGCAUGUGGAAUGUAACCACUUUGGACAGGUUGAUAGCAUAUUUGCACAUUGGUAAAGAAGAAACAACCAUAGAAAUACUACUUUGGGAAUCAGUAUAUCUCCUUGGAAUUGUUUCUGCUAUAUGAUCCAGUUUGGGCACAUCUCUUACUUUCUUUGUGCUUUGGUUCCAAUCUCUACAAAACCCAUGCCAUUCUAAAACUGAACUAUAAUGGAAGAAAAGAAACCCUCCUAUAUCUGCAUGGCAAGUGAGAUUAUCUUCAACGUUUCCAUUCUAAGCCCCAUCUCUAACCCCCCAAAACCCUUGGAUAUUAACCUUGGUAUAUAUUGUAAUGUUCACUUUGUAAAAAUAAUUUAUUUUGAAAGGAAAUACAA